ACCCAUUAACAGAAUCUACAUUCUUAAAAACAUUAAAAAAAAAGUGAAUCAAACGAACACAAACAGCUCUGUUUACCCAUCUCCAAUGGCACUCGAUAACUGUGUUCAACUGGGCACCGCCGCCGCCGCCGCCUCCAUGUGCGCCACCACUACCAGACUCAAAUCUUAUCCCUUUUGUUAUAAUCACCACCUAAACACAACCUUAACCCUUCGACGCAAAUUGCCCAUUUCAACUUCCGGAAACAAGUCCUUCUCCCCCUCUACAAUCAUUUCCACUUUCAGAAAAUCCUUCUCCCUUGCGUGUCGAGCUCGUGGUGCCGUCGACGAUGUGCCGGAGGUGACAGAGUCGAGUUGGGACAGUUUGGUGGUUGGGAGUCAAAAGGCCGUGCUGGUGGAGUUUUGGGCGCCGUGGUGUGGACCUUGCAAGAUCAUUGAGCCUGUGAUUAAGGAUUUGGCGCAGGAAUAUGCAGGCAAGAUUGUGUGUUUGAAGCUCAAUACAGAUCUCAGCCCAAAUGUGGCCUCAAAAUAUGGUAUUAGAAGCAUUCCCACGGUUCUGUUCUUCAAGAAUGGGGAGAAAAGAGAGAGCGUCAUUGGGGCUGUGCCCAGAUCCACCUUGGCCGCCACCAUUGACAAGUAUACAGAGGUUUAAUUUUGAAGAAUCCCCACAUCAUCGAACUCCACCAGAGAUACCUUCCAAUAUUUUUCUUCUUCAGCUUGUAAAAAUUGCAAACUUUUUAUGGAUCUUUUCUUCAAUUGGACGAUUUUCUUUUUGUUCUU
Cucurbita moschata (crookneck pumpkin) is the source of this 777-nucleotide messenger RNA. RefSeq names its product thioredoxin M5, chloroplastic-like. Bases 86 to 649 code for a protein of 187 amino acids. The transcript is spliced from 2 exons. The record is from RefSeq and is a predicted model, not a curated record. Lineage: Eukaryota; Viridiplantae; Streptophyta; Magnoliopsida; Cucurbitales; Cucurbitaceae. Gene Ontology annotation, molecular function: protein-disulfide reductase activity; oxidoreductase activity, acting on a sulfur group of donors, disulfide as acceptor. Gene Ontology annotation, cellular component: cytoplasm.